CUUGACCUGUCACACAGGAGGAAGAGGGCAUUAGGGCAACUCCUGCUUCUCUCUCGUCAACAAUCACAGUCAGCAGACUAGACUACAGCAGAGCAAAUAGAACUCAGAGCGACGCCGCGUUCUUUUAGACACUCGUGAGAUUGUAAUAGCCUAUAUUUGAAAUGCAGUUUGUAAUCGAGAAGUGUGCAUAUAGUCACUAAAGUGGGACAGUCGCGGUGUAGGAGUUGUUGAGUUGUUGUGCGGCGAAGCACCCAUGACCAAAGCGCAUGGAAUAUUGGAAUAAUUCUGCGACGCACGAAUACACUUUGAACUGAAGAAGCGAGUUGGGAGUACAUUUUGUCCAUCGAAAAUAAUUCUGUUCUCUAUUGGAGGUUACUUUUAUUGACUUUUCAAACCACUGAUAUUUCUUUGUCUGUAUCCCUUUGUUUUGGCUGUCUACACGACUGCUGGACUGGACACAGUCAUGCGCUCUCUGUCUCUCUAUUGUGACAUCGAGUUUCCAGCAUUUUUCCUAGGCUAUUUAUGGUUUAUUUGAAUAGAGACAGAUAUAAACACAUUGAUAUAGCGAAUAAACAAUUAUCUGAAACUUUGCACAGUGUGUAGGACCAUUUUCAACACCUGACCCUCGAUGGGAUUUUGGAAAGCUUUAUGAGACUGUAGAGGACUUGCUAGAACUUCUGUUUCACAGACCUUACAGGACUUCAUAUUUUGUGGACAACAAGACAGGAGCCAUCAUGGGUGUCAGGCAGAGUAGCCCCAUGGCUGAGAGGCGAACCCGGGCUUAUUCUAGCCCUGUCCCCUCCUCUGGAGGCAGCACUACCCCAGUGUUCAGAUACACAGCUGGGCCUGGUGGGCCACAAAUUCACUACACCGGAUGGGACCGACCCAGCUCCUACCACCAGAUUAGUGUACCUCAUGGCGGACGGAGCAGGACGGAUGUGUUCGGUAACAGUCUGGACCAGGAUGAGUCAGACUGGGAGAGAGGAGAACACCAGCUGAUGAUUGGCUCUCUACCACUUCACCUGUCCCCUAACCUAAUGGGAGGGUUCCACUGUCCUGUGUGCAGUAAGUUUUUGGUGUCAGAUGAGAUGGAGAUCCACCUGAUCAUGUGUCUCACCAAGCCACGACUCGCCUACAACGAGGACGUUCUGGAGAAGGAUAGUGAGGAGUGUGCCAUCUGUCUAGAUGAGAUGGAGCAGGGAGACACCAUCGCUAGACUGCCCUGUCUCUGUAUCUACCACAAAGGGUGUAUAGACGAGUGGUUUGAGGUGAAUCGUUCGUGUCCAGAGCACCCCUCGGACUAAGGCUUCAGAUGCUCACGGCAUGUCUACUAUCUACCUAGUUCUUCCAGAUCUACGUCCUCAUGACAUGCAGGCCUAUGAAUCUACUUUACCUAGAGCUACGUCCUCAUGACAUGCAGGCCUAUGAAUCUACUUUACCUACAUCUACGUCUUCAUGACAUGCUGGCCUAUGAAUCUACUUUACCUACAUCUACGUCUUCAUGACAUGCUGGCCUAUGAAUCUACUUUACCUACAUCUACGUCUUCAUGACAUGCUGGCCUAUGAAUCUACUUUACCUACAUCUACGUCUUCAUGACAUGCUGACCUAUGAAUCUACUUCAUCCAGAUCUACGUCCUCAUUACAUGCUGGCCUAUGAAUCUACUUUACCUACAUCUACGUCCUCAUGACAUGCUGGCCUAUGAGUCUACUUUACCUACAUCUACGUCUUCAUGACAUGCUGCCCUAUGAAUCUACUUCAUCCAGAUCUAUGUCCUCAUGAUGUGCUUGCCUAUGAACCUACAUCACCUAGAUCUACGGAUGACCUCCUGGUCCGUGAAUCUACUCUACUUAUAUCUACGCCUGACCAGUGUUUGAAGAAGAAUGACUCUGUGCAGCCUACUGUUUUGCCACACCAGGAUACCCUGAUUUGCCUGGAAUGCUCAUUUAGAGACGCUCACCAUAGACUUCAAUAGACUGGGCCGGGACCCGUCAUCUGAGAGUUGUACCUCAGCUGACUGACAAGGAAGAUGCUGCUCAUGCUUAUAUAAGACACUGAUGAACGGAUGUCGUCUGAAUGCUGAUGACAUGAGGAGGAACACGGUGGUGCAUGGACACAUAGCGAGACUUCAAUAUUCCUCUCAGAUCUACUCUCGUGCUUAGUGGGUAAGGGGGUGGAUACCUUCAUUGUUAGUAUUACUGUAUUAUAACAAUGUAAUAAUGGGUUUGAUUUUAACGGUGUAGAAUGAGGCUAUUUAGACGGCCGUUUCUACUGUAGUUAGACACGCGGUCUGAAUGCUGUGGCUGAAACAUGCAGCUAAUUCUGACCUUAAUUUGUACACACUUAUGUCAACGAUGAAAUCACAUGUUCUGUUGACCUUUCAUUGGAUUUCUGUGGUUGUGUAACAUCAAUGUAAAGGUAGCAUACAGGGAAUUAAAACACUUGAUUUUAAAAAAAACUUUUGAUUUACCCAGACACCACUGUGAUGUGUAUAUUUUGCAUAAGAGCUUGUAUUUGAUUCAAUUAAUAACUAAUCAAACUCCAGAAUAUGUACUGUAACAAUAUGGUGAUUUAUAUAUGUACACAAUGUCAUUAAUGUAUGUUUAAAUCAUGAGUGUUUUACAUUUGUACUGUUUUUAAUAUUACUAAAUCAGAACCUUUUAGAGGUUUAAGAAACAAAGAAUAAAAGUUUAUCAAAUUGA
Messenger RNA from Salvelinus fontinalis (brook trout), 2701 nucleotides. Its product is annotated as E3 ubiquitin-protein ligase znrf2-like. NCBI's taxonomy places the organism in Eukaryota, Metazoa, Chordata, Actinopteri, Salmoniformes, Salmonidae. The transcript has 5 exons. The record is from RefSeq and is a predicted model, not a curated record. Bases 735 to 1304 code for a protein of 189 amino acids.